This is a messenger RNA of Daphnia magna, 781 nucleotides long. RefSeq names its product cytosolic iron-sulfur assembly component 2A (gene galla-1). The transcript has 3 exons. NCBI's taxonomy places the organism in Eukaryota, Metazoa, Arthropoda, Branchiopoda, Diplostraca, Daphniidae. Bases 180 to 746 code for a protein of 188 amino acids. The record is from RefSeq and is a predicted model, not a curated record.
CAAAAUCAUGAUUCUUAAGGAGAUAACUUUGCUGGUCUUUGACGUGAAAUUUAUUUCUCUGCUUCCAUUAAAAAAGUUUGGAACUUACAAGUAUUCUGAACAUUUGAGAAAUUAGUAGUUGUCCUUUAGUAACGUGUUGUCGCUUGACUUGAAAGGGCAUUAGUUGGAUAUUUAUUGCAAUGUUCCUGACUUCCUUUCUGAAAAAAAUCAGUAGCAGCGAGAACAAACCGCAACCCAAAAAAGUAGACAACGUGAUAUCAGAGGAUGACGUUCUCAUAAGUUCGGUUAACUUGCCUAGUUGGAAGGAUGGAACAGUCUGGUCGACUCCACUCAGGUCGCAACCGGAUGUUAACAGUGAAUGUCAAGAAAUCAAGGAAACAAUUACAGACCUACUGAGGAUGGUUAAGGAUCCAGAAAAGCCCAACACAUUAGCAGAUCUGCAAGUUAUUACUGAUGAGUCAGUUCAAGUACAACCCUUCGAGGGAGAUGGGUACUUGGUAAGGAUUGAUUUCAACCCAACAGUUCCUCAUUGUUCUUUAGCCAGCCUUAUUGGGCUGUGUAUCAGAGGCAAGAUACAGAAAAAUGUGUUGGAAAGAAUCAAGCUAGAUAUUGUGAUUGCAGAGGGUAAACACAGCACAGAGGAAGAAAUCAAUAAGCAGAUCAAUGACAAGGAAAGAGUUGCUGCUGCCUUGGAGAAUCCAAAUUUGAAGGAAUUGGUUGAUAGUUGCAUAGCAGAAGAAGAAUGAAUUGAAAAUGACAAUAAAUAUUAUUUUUCCUCAGA